GAUGUCAGACCCAUGUCGAACCAUUUGUCGGAUAGUGACUGAUCGGAAUAAUGGAGUGUCGGAACAAUCCAGACCCCCCUUCAUGGCGGUAGUGCACUAAGUAUGCAAACUGCCAAUAAACCUUAUAGAAGAUGAGCGGCCUUCACCUCGUGGGCCGCGUCCGCGUUUCAGUAGCCUGCCAGCCUACAAUCAAUGCAAGCGGAACACUCGAAAAAUCUUUGGCCAUGACCCCGUGCAGAAUUACGAAGUCCAACUUGCAGUUCUGCAUUUGCCAACACGGAAUUCAUUUUGAGAUCAGAAACAUGUAGCCUACCUACGCCCUGAAAGAAGAAAGCUAACUCUAGCAUAGCCUGCGUAUAAAAACAACUGCUUGAACUUGUCACCAAAUGGAAAAGGCUAUCACAAAAUGUUAGCUAAAUUUCCCAUGAUCAACCAUCACCACAGAGUCCAGCGGAAGUAUUUGACUGAUUAGAGAAGACAAACGGCAACGAACCAGACGGGCUCUGAACUAACACAACUCAGUAUCAGGAACUGCAACAUAAUCGCUGCGUUCCAACCGCCAUACAAAACGAAGAAGUUGUCUUAACUCAUUCCAUUCGUUGUCUGCAAACCAAACCACCUCCGCCGCCAAAGAAGAACGGCUCGAUCGAUCAGACACAGGCGUCGGUCAAAUCUUGCUGAUCAGAUUGUAAUUCGCCACGCUACAGAAGUCAGAGAUGAUGAUGUCUCCUAACGCAAGAAAAGAGGUAAUGUCCGAAACUGUCAAAAUUAUUGAACGCAAGCUUCAGCCUGUCCAGUUAACCCAAAUGUUGGCUUCAAAGUAUGUGCGUGUGAAGCAGACAGCCAAGGAGAGUUACCCCAACCUUAUCCAGAACUUCCCCACACACCUCAUCGAUGUGGGAUUGGACAUCCACUUUGAGGUUCAGUACCAAAAGCAAACCUCCUCACAGCUCAUGGCCUUUCUGAAGACCAACUGUAAAGCUCAGUUCAUCACACUGUUGACCUUCAUCAGACGUGAACUUGGCAUCAAUGAAAGAGCCGACACCCAGACGUACCUGAUGAAAGUGGCCUCUGGCCAGACGAACACAGGCUCAGCGGCAGAUCCAAAGGCCGAGGUGGCACCGACAAGCCCUCCGAAGACAGAACAAGGUGCUGACUCACUAGACAUCAGUGGGCCCGUCUUCAAAGUGAAAUGUGCAAGUAACGGCACAUUGAUCUACAGUUGCAUCAUAGCCACCCGCAAUGAGCUGUGGGACCUCAGCGACAUCUGCACAGGGGUGAGUCAUGCUCUGUCAGAGGCUCAGAGCAUCAUGGGAAGUGGGCCUUCUUUCCCUCAGCAGGUCACGAGCCUUGGGUGCAGCCCUGACCCAGAGAUGCCCCCAGCAUCCCAUCACGGUGAAGGAGAGAAGAACAUCGGAGGUUGUACUGACACAGGGCGGGGGUUGGGAAGCGCCACAGUUUCUUCUGUGGCAAUACCUCCAUUUCAGAUUCGCAAGUUCGAGGAGAUGGCCGUGGUGGUGACGCAUGUAGUGGACCCAGGCCACUUCUACAUCCAGCACCAGGACUCCAAGCUAAUGGAGCUCUCCGCCCACUUGGACUUCAACAAGUGCAACACCUGCCUUGCCCAGAUGGACAGGGUUCCUGACAUCGGAAGCUACGCCAUUGGUUGGUUUCCCCAGCAACAGCAGUGGGGCCGGGUCCAGGUGGCCAAGAUAUGUGGGGUGAAUGGAGAUGCCUUUCAUUGUUCGACUGGUUAUGGAAGCAUCAAGAACAUUGAGGUAGAGGUGCAGAGAGUCGAUUUCGGAGAUUCAGCUUGCCUCUCUCUGAAGGACCUCAGGGAAUUGAGCAAAGAGGUGGCAACCUACCCUGCACAGGCUUUACAGGUGGCUCUGACAAAUGUGAGGCCAUUAGAUGGGGAGGGGUGGACGGAUCAGGCAGUGAGCUGGUUCAAGGACAAGGUGAGCAACAGGACUUUCUAUGCCAGAAUCUUUCCUCAGGACCCUAGAGUCACAGUGGAACUGUUCAUGGAGAGGGGCAAGAUUGGAGCUAUGAGAAGAGGAGCUUCACUGUCUUUGAGACUGGCUCAGAAUGGACACGCCAAUCAUAGUCAGUUAAAGAACACUGGCCUGAAGAGAAGUCUUGCUCAGGAGCGGUCAAGGAAAGAGGCAGUGGCGUGGGAGAAAUACCUCAUGACCUGCUAUGUCCACAACAAGAAGUACCUGGAAUCGAAAAUGAACUGGGGGACCUUUUAUGCCGUGGUAAGCGGUGUAAACAGGCACUCCACGGGCAUCGGUCGCGUCUGGCUCUCCGUAAUCUUCAUCUUCCGCAUCCUGGUGCUGGUGGUGGCCGCCGAGAGCGUGUGGGGCGAUGAGAAGGCCAUGUUCAUCUGCAACACGCAGCAGCCCGGCUGCAACAGCGUCUGCUACGACCACUUCUUCCCCAUCUCCCACAUCCGCCUCUGGUGUCUGCAGGUCAUCCUGGUGUCCACACCGGCCCUGCUGGUCGCCAUGCACGUGGCGCACCGUCGCCACGUCGAGAAGAGGAUCCUGAGGAUGUCGGGCCGGGGGAGCAAUGCCAAGGAGCUGGAGCAGAUCAAGAACCAGAAGUUCAAAAUCGUCGGUGCCUUGUGGUGGACCUAUACCAUCAGCAUUGUCUUCCGUAUCAUCUUCGAGGUGGCUUUUCUCUACAUCUUCUACGUGAUCUACCCAGGUUUCACCAUGGUGCGUCUGGUCAAAUGUGACUCCUACCCUUGUCCCAACACUGUGGACUGCUUCGUCUCCCGGCCUACAGAGAAGACCAUCUUCACCGUCUUUAUGCUGGCCGUCUCUGGAGUGUGUCUCCUGCUCAACAUCUUCGAACUGGUGUACCUGGUGUGCCAGGCGUGCGGGAGGUUCUGCCAAGGAUCUGACAAAGAGGACAGAGGGCCCUGGAUAAGUCAGAAGCUCUCGUCCUACAGACAGAACGAGAUCAAUCAGCUGAUAUCAGAGCACUCGUUCAAGGGCAAGUUCACCGUGGGUCGGAAAACCCCAGAGAAGGAGGAGAGGUGUUCUGCCUGCUAGCCUUUAAUGACACUCUCUCUUAUUCUCCUUCUUUCACUCUUCCACUUUCUCUCUCUUUUUUCUUUCUCCUGCUCUCUCUCUCUCUCUCUCUCUGUCUCUCUCCCUAAACUCUAACUGGUCACUGCUAAUCAUUCUGGAUUACAAGCCACAGUAUUGACAUCAUUCAUUUUACUGACAAGGGCAAGAUGUUGUUUUCUGUGGCAGGAACCGUUUGCUGUGUUUCAAUGUCAAAGCCGUUUUGAAGCUUAAAAAAAUGAGUGAGGAGUCCCAAAAUACGGUGCAAAUGUCCAUUACUUUCAUGUGGCUCCUGUCAAAAGUGCUGAGAUGUCAAAACGCAUUACUGUGGAAGAACUGCAGAUCAACAGAAUGGAUCAAAGGCGGGAUGGAAACCGAGUAAAUUAUUUUCAGGGUGAGAUUCCAACGGGCUCUUCACCAUAAAAAGAACAAACUGCUGUCAAGAUACAGUACUGGCACUUUUUGACAACAAAGGCACAGAAACAAGAAAGGGGAAUUUUACUUUUUGCCGCUUGUUUUUGAGUCAUUGUGAUUCACUCUGUUAUGCAAGUGAAAGAGAGAGGAGAUAUACAGUUUGUACAUCACAGCACAGUAAAACUGCAGAGCAGGGCUUUUGGCAUCCAAACAACCAGAUGAAAGCACAAGUGUGUAUUUUAUUAUCCAUAAAACUUGAGUUUGUUAAAAAUUAUGUUUGGAUGUAGUUUGAACUAAUCGCUAGAUGACUUUAGAAAUUCCAUAUAAAGAUUUUGAAUGGUAUAAAGUAUUGAACUCUGCUUAUUUAAUGAUGUAAAUGGCAAGCAUGUGUUGGGAAAUUCUACAAGGGAAAUUCUGAUCAUAGUUCCUAUUGCUCUUUACAAGUCAAAAGUUAUCGCUAGCUAAUCCAUCUGUCUUAUUCUAGCCAGCGCGACCUGUUGACCCGUGACUAAGGUCUGUUGUUUUUACAGUAGGUCACAUGGGCUAAACGUAUGAAUAGCAUAGGCUACAAUGGCAGCACCCAUUUUAUCAUUUCAGUAACGUGUCUCACUAUGACCAUAAGUAUAUGCCUCACUUUUGGGGCACUUCACUUAACAGGAAUUCAUUUUUUUUUUCAUGCUGUAAAAAAGUGCUGCUUUUGUAGUUGACAUUGUAACAUUGCUCAGAGUAUUUGUAAUCAAGUUGGUCUCUUUAAGCAACACCAAGUGAGCCACACAAUCACAAAA
This is a messenger RNA of Alosa sapidissima (American shad), 4273 nucleotides long. RefSeq lists its product as uncharacterized. Gene Ontology annotation, cellular component: connexin complex. The transcript has 8 exons. The coding region runs from base 717 to 3059 and encodes 780 amino acids. NCBI's taxonomy places the organism in Eukaryota, Metazoa, Chordata, Actinopteri, Clupeiformes, Clupeidae. Gene Ontology annotation, biological process: cell communication. The record is from RefSeq and is a predicted model, not a curated record.